AUGGACCACAGCAUCUCGGGAUCCUCUGACAUGAGUAACUCCACAGAUAUGUUGACUGUCCUGACUGGUACAACAGCCACAGACUUGCACAACCUUACCAGCACUUCUCCAGUGAUAGGCCUCACCAAGGGAGUUCGACCCGAACCAGAAGGAGAGGUGUCUGUUCGUUUCCCUGAGACUUUCGGAACCCAGCAAGAAAAGGACAACAUUACUGACCAAGAUGACUCCGGGCUUGAGUCAGAUCUGCUCUGUCUCUCUUCAAGAUGCCUUUCAACCAAAUUUCACCCCUCACCAGGGAAACAACCAGGUUCUGUACAUUUGGAUAGUCAUGAUGGCAACAGCCUGUCUGAUCUUUCCCUUGACAGAGGCCUGAACCAGGAGGACAUGGAGAAGAUCAGUUCUGGUCUGGUCCAACAGGUCAUAAAAGUAGCUGCAGAGGAAUGGAAAUACCAGGGACCCAGAAAACCAUUUGAGCUUGCUGGUGUUUCAAGACCUCUGGAAGAUGGUGUUCAGUCUGAUGUUCAAUCUCAAGUCUUAUUUCAGCAGCAAAACUUCAGUGAACAUAGCAGUGAUGGCAGCAGCAGGGACCCUCAUCAGGACACCGGCUCGUUCAGGAGAAAAAUAUUAAGCCAUUUGGGAGCUUCAGUUGGAGAAGACUCUGGAUGCAGUUCCUGCUUCUCAGAAGAUGCAUCCGGUGCAGAGGGGCUCACCGGUGAUCUGUCUGAAGAGGGUCAAGGUUUUUUGGUCAACCCCACUUGGCCAGACACUGUAUAUGUUGAAAGCAAUGUGACUCCCAGUAUCCAUGAAGUGGCAGAGGUGGUGGAUGAGACCUGGAGAGGUUCUUCUGUUAAUAGUUUAAGCUGCAUUAGUGCUGAUAACCAGGUUCGCAGUGCUGCCUUAACUCCGCCUCCAGCCCCACCCAUCAUUCUCUGGGAUAUAGAGGUGCCUGCGUAUCUGGUUGGUCGAUUGAUCGGGAAGCAGGGCAAGUUUGUGAAUUUUCUGAAGCAGAGCUCUGGAGCGAAAAUCUAUGUCUCCACCCUACCGUUCACUCAGGACAUUCAGAUCUGCCACAUUCAGGGUGAGUUUGAAAGCAGAGACCAUCAAACCUUCAUGCUGAAGGCAAGCGUUGACUUCCUGGCUGUCUUUGUGUUCUUGCAGGCUCACAGCAGCAGGUGGAUGAUGCUCUCUCUCUCAUCAGGAAGAAAUUUAAAGAUCUGA
Myxocyprinus asiaticus (Chinese sucker) is the source of this 1218-nucleotide messenger RNA. RefSeq lists its product as uncharacterized. The coding region runs from base 1 to 1218 and encodes 405 amino acids. The transcript is spliced from 3 exons. Lineage: Eukaryota; Metazoa; Chordata; Actinopteri; Cypriniformes; Catostomidae. Gene Ontology annotation, molecular function: RNA binding. The record is from RefSeq and is a predicted model, not a curated record.